Messenger RNA from Gadus chalcogrammus (walleye pollock), 504 nucleotides. It is a transcript of the gene c9h11orf16, whose product is annotated as chromosome 9 C11orf16 homolog. Lineage: Eukaryota; Metazoa; Chordata; Actinopteri; Gadiformes; Gadidae. Bases 61 to 504 code for a protein of 147 amino acids. The record is from RefSeq and is a predicted model, not a curated record. The transcript is spliced from 4 exons.
GCCAGGGAUGCAGAGACAGAAAGACUUAGGGGAUUUAUUAAGAAAAGUAGUCAAACGACUAUGGCCCCUGCAGUGAACAUGGAGAUGGUUCCGUUGUUCAAGGGCCGCAGAGAGCAGAACGUGGUCUUCCUGCUGGACACGUCUGAGAACAUGAAGAGUGUCCUGGGCCCUGUGAAGCAGCUGCUGAUCCAGGCGCUGCUGGCCCGCUUCCCUUACCGAGAGUCUCUCUUCAACCUCAUGGCCAUCUCCAGAAAGCUGAACCGCUGGUCACAGACCAUGCUCCCCUGCGCACCCGGCACCGUGUACGAGGCUUUGUCCUGGGUCCACUCUCUGACCUGCGGCCCUGGAGGAGACCUCCUGACGGCCCUGAGCGUGGCGCUGAUGGACCCCGACUGCAACGCGGUCCACCUGGUCACAGCCGGCCUCCCGUGCAACACCGAUGCGGUCCUCCACGCCCUGCCCGCCGUUACAGAUGGACGGACAUUGGGUCCGAUGGGGCGUUGA